Messenger RNA from Melitaea cinxia (Glanville fritillary), 1011 nucleotides. Its product is annotated as regucalcin-like. The record is from RefSeq and is a predicted model, not a curated record. Gene Ontology annotation, biological process: L-ascorbic acid biosynthetic process. Gene Ontology annotation, molecular function: calcium ion binding; gluconolactonase activity. The transcript is spliced from 4 exons. Lineage: Eukaryota; Metazoa; Arthropoda; Insecta; Lepidoptera; Nymphalidae. Bases 1 to 915 code for a protein of 304 amino acids.
AUGUCGCUGUCUGUGAAAAAAAUAACCGAACCGUUGCUGUUGGGCGAGGGUCCGCACUGGGACGAUCGCCAGCAGGCGUUGUUCUUUGUCAAUAUAAUUGAAAAUGGCAUCCACAAGUACGUGCCGUCCACUGGUGUUCACACUCAAACUAAAGUUGAUGGCUCUGUAGGCUUCAUAGUGCCAGUUGAGGGUACAACCGACCAGUUCCUUAUCGGCUUGGGCAGAAGAUUCGUGAUAAUACGAUGGGACGGAGGAGAUGGUACUCCAGUGAAGAUAGUCCAGGAGCUGGGAGCUGUAGACCAGGACAUAGAGCCUAGUCCAAGGUUAAAUGAUGGAAAAGCUGAUCCGAGGGGUAGGGUUUUUGCAGGUACAAUGGGUUUUGAGGAGCCUUUAGGCAACGUUCUCCCAGACCAGGGCUCACUGUACCGAGUGGACAAAACCGGGAUACACAAGCUGUGUUCUAAGAUCGGCAUAUCUAACGGUCUUGCCUGGGACCUCAAGAAGAAGGCGUUCUACUACACGGACAGUAUGGAGCGGAAGAUUAGAAGAUACGAUUAUGAUGUGGAGACUGGCGAAAUAUCAAAUUUAAUAUACAUAUUCGAUUUCGAAAAGAGCAACGUCACUGGCUUCCCGGAUGGUAUGACGAUCGACAGCGAUGGCAACUUGUGGGUGGCGGUGUUCAACGGGUCAUCAGUUAUUAAAAUUGACCCGGAAACUGGGAAAGUACUUCAAACAGUACCAAUACCUGCCCUCCAGGUGACCUCUGUGGUGUUUGGAGGUCCCAAGUUUGAUAUUUUGUUUGUGACUUCUGCGAGUAUGAAUAUAGAGGGCGUCCAGGAGCCCCCCUGUGGAUGCACGUUCAUGGUCACCGGCCUUGGAGUUACUGGAUUGCCGAGUUACAACUUUAAAUAUUGAUAUUUGUACAAACUUCUACGAGUACGUCUGUUUGAGUAUAUUUGAUGUAUUUAAUAUUUAUUUUUAUAUUAUAAUAAAAUUGAUAUUAUGUACGAA